UUUAGUAUUCACUGUACAACAGAUUCUGCAGCAUCUGGCUGUACUUCGCACAUAUUCUAGAAUUACUUCUGAUUCGAGGGAAAAUAAACUAUCUUCAAAUCGAAUUACCAGAGAAGAGCAAUCUAAAAAUAACAAAUUCUGAAUAAGAGAGACACUGCAACGCUCCUACAGUGAAACACUAAUGUUUCAAUUUGGAAUACAAUUUCUCUGAGAACUAAGAUUCUAAUUUGAUCACGAAAUAAAUCUUCAGACAACAUAUUGCAUUUCUUCUCAAGAAUGGUUCUGCUGUUCGAGUCAGUAACACUCAGUAUCAUAGCUAUUUUUACAGCUGCCUUUACUGGCGUCUACCUUUAUUUCACUAGAAAUUUCAACUUCUGGAAGAAACGUGGUAUCCCUUACUUAAAACCCACGCCAUUUGUGGGCAAUCUCAAGGAACUGGUGUUCCAAAAGAUCGGUAUAGGGCACCAUCUCCAGAAGAUCUAUGAUGAAUACAAGGACGUACCCUAUGUUGGUUUAUUCUCAUUCGAUCAGCCGAGUUUGCUGAUCCGUGAUUUGGAACUUGUAAAGAAUAUUCUGGUGAAGGACUCACAAAACUUCGCCGAUCGCGUCAUCACUUUUAACGAAGUGGUAGACCCCUUAUUUGGGAAAACAAUGUUCACACUGAAGGGGCAACGCUGGCGCCAUAUCAGAGUAAACUUGACUCCCGUUUUUACGUCGGGUAAGAUGAAGAAGAUGUUCUACUUGGUGAAGAAAUGCGCCGAGGAACUUGAUGAUUAUCUCGACAGAGCCACCGCUAACGGAUCCUCCGUGGAGGUGAAAGAGGCGAUGGCCAGGUUCACAACCGACGUGAUAGCGUCAUGUGCCUUCGGCAUUGACAGCAAUUCGCUCAAGAACCCCGACGCCGAGUUUAGGUACCACUUACGGAAUGUAUUCGGCUCAUCAGUUAUGAAGGAAUUUUCCAUACUGAUGGCGUUCUUUCCGUCGUCUCUCCCGAAACUGUUCAGGCCGAAGUACGUGGAUAACUCGACUUCCGAUUUUAUUAGAAGAACGGUGUGGAGUACUGUGGAGUACAGGGAGAAACAUGGGAUGGACCGAAAGGACUUUUUGGAUAGCAUGAUUGAAUUGAGAAAUAGGGGCAAGCACAUUACACAAACUGACUCUCCAGAAAAUGGUCAGAAGGACUCUCCGAAAUUCAAAAUUGAUGGCGAUGACUUUGUGGCUCAAGCAUUCGCAUUUCUGGCUGCGGGCUUCGAGACGUCGGCUACGACAAUGAGCUUCGCACUGUUCGAGCUUGCACUGCAACCACGCAUUCAGCGCAGGCUGAGGACGGAGAUAGCCCAGGUGCUGCGCAAACACAGCGGAGAACUGACGUAUGACGGGAUGCAGGAGAUGUCGUACCUCGAUAUGGUGGUCUCUGAAAUAUUGCGGAAGUAUCCGGUGCUCCCAUUUCUGGACCGGAAGUGCGUCCGUGAUUACGAACUUCCAGACCCUUCCGGAAAGAGAACAGUGAUCCUACCAGCCGGAACUGGAGUAUAUAUUCCAGUAAUGGCUAUCCAGCAUGACCCUAAGUACUACCCAGAACCUGAAAAGUUCGACCCGGAACGUUUCACAGACGAGAAGAAACAGAGUCGACCGAACUACACAUAUUUUCCGUUUGGAGAGGGCCCAAGAGUAUGCAUAGGAUUGCGAUUUGGGUUGAUGCAGGUCAAGGCAGGACUGAUCCAAAUCCUGUCCCGCUAUGAGGUAGCUCCUUGCAAGGACACGCCUGUGUCCAUCACGUUCGAUCCGAGGACUUUCCUGUUGUCUGCAAUAGGCGAGAUACCCCUGUCUUUCAACAGACGCAGGUCUGAAGACACAUCGGGCUAGAGCACGUACGCAUUCAUAAGUAAAUCUGCAGGAAGACAAGCAGCUAAUUGGAAAAAAAAAAAUGAAGAUAGAUAUGCAAAUUGUGUGUAACAUGUAGCAUUGCGUAAAUUUUUAAUAUUAGGUUUUCCAGGCCGAAUUAUGGAACUCACAUUUUCAGUAUAAUUUCUAAGGCUUAAUUAAUCAGUCACAAAGCAAUUCGAAUUACUGUAAGCUGUUGCAUAAGCCUGUUAUACAGCCACAGAAAUACAGUGUAAAAGAAAACAACUCAGAAAUGUAAGGAAAAUACGUACACAACACGUGAAGAAGACGCACGAGUUCAUAAUAACACGGAAUCUAACAAGAUAUGGUAAUUACCGAUUAAUCGAAUUAACCAAAAGUUUAACGUUAGAGAUAUGAUUGUCAAACAUACUGACGUUGAUACGUAUUUCACUCGCAGCUAAGACACCGUGAACACGGACAUUUAUGAAGUGAAAACUACAAAAUUAUCUGUUUCUCGCCGGAACUCUUUGCUUUCAAAAGCAAACGAUAAGAAAUUAAACCGUUGUAUACGUCCCUUAUAACUAAUGCCCCAAAAUAACUAUUUUGAUUGGUAAGAACAGACAUACACAAGUAUGAAUUACAUUAGUUUCUGUUACAUAUGCAGAAUUUGAACAGCCGUUCACAGGACCUGAACCAGUUUGAGUUGCCAAGAAAGCAGUCAGGAACCAGACGAACAGAAAUCACACAAAAAAAUAAAAUGCAUUGAGAAUCCGUAACUGGACUCAGACAAAGGGACUUAUGCCAGGGCCCUCUGCCAGAAGAUCGAAGUAUGUAUAAAAUUAAACAGAAACCAAUUAAGGUAGGUGGUAGGACUACUUACAGGACACUGCCACAUUAAAGGACACCUUCUCAAACUGGGAUUGACAGAUGAUCCAACUUGUGAAAGGUACUUAGAAGAUGAAUCAGCCACACAUAUCCUAUAUGGUUGUGAAGCCAUAACUUAUUUAAUAUUUCGUCACCUGGGUCACUAUGAAGCCCCCAUAAACAAAUUCCCACAUUUCUUUCGAAAUGUAGGAUUGAUAAAGGGUUAAUCAAUGGGGAAGACCAAUAGAUCAUUGAAGGUCGUAGUGCAAGGGCUGGGUUAUUAUGGUCCACCCUUCACACAUUCAUUUUUUCAUUAAUUUAUAUAGGAAUGUUUUAUAUAUUUAGAGGUAAUUGGGUAGCAGUUAUACUUGGUUGAUGUACUAACUUAUGGUGUCAGAAACUGUCACAUGUGCUUCAGGUGUUGAAGACUAGUAACACCUGAUGACUCAGAGUCUCAUUUGGUAUAGGCUGAAAAUGGAAUACCAAUACAUGUGCCUGUAUAUUCAGACUGCAACAAAAGUACGGACAUAAAGACAGCGCACAGCAGAGUAAUGUGCAGAGAUACUGUACAUACAGCAGAGUAAUGUGUAGAGACAUACAUCAGAGUAAUGUGUAGAGACAUACAUCAGAGUAAUGUGCAGAGAUACUGUACAUACAGAGGAGUAAUGUGUAGAGACAUACAGCAGAGUACUGUGCAGAGAUACUGUACAUACAGCAGAGUAAUGUGUAGAGACAUACAGCAGAGUAAUGUGCAGAGCUACUGUACAUACAGCAAAGUAAUGUGCAGAGAUACUGUACAUAGAGCAGAGUGGGGUGCAGAUGUACAUAGAGCAGAGUAAUGUGUAGAGACAUACAGCAGAGUAAUGUGCAGAGCUACUGUACAUACAGCAAAGUAAUGUGCAGAGAUACUGUACAUAGAGCAGAGUGGGGUGCAGAUGUACAUACAGCAGGGUAAUGUGCAGAGAUACUGUACAUACAGCAGAGUAAUGUGUAGAGACAUACAGCAGA
Messenger RNA from Cryptotermes secundus, 3717 nucleotides. Its product is annotated as cytochrome P450 6j1. The transcript is spliced from 6 exons. Bases 277 to 1866 code for a protein of 529 amino acids. Lineage: Eukaryota; Metazoa; Arthropoda; Insecta; Blattodea; Kalotermitidae. Gene Ontology annotation, molecular function: monooxygenase activity; iron ion binding; oxidoreductase activity, acting on paired donors, with incorporation or reduction of molecular oxygen. The record is from RefSeq and is a predicted model, not a curated record.